GUAAACCCAACAGAGUGUGACAGCCGAUGGUAAACAAGUCUAACCUCAAAGAAAACGUUUUCUUUCAUUCAUGAAAACAUUUUUUAACUUCUAAAAACUACCGUACAGUAGAAAAUUUAUUUGUAGUAUAAUAGUAGUAAUCAGGUAACUUAAAAUGGCCAGAAACGCGGAAAAGGCUAUGACAACUUUGGCCCGCUGGCGCGCCGCCCAGCUCGGCGAAAUCGACAAGCACAAGCGGCGCCGCCCCCACUUGGCCUCCGAAUGCAAAAGUCUCUACGCUUGCGAGAAAUGGCGCAUGCAAAUAAUCCGCGAAAUCGCGAAAAAAGUCGCCCAAAUUCAGAACGCCGGCCUUGGCGAGUUUCGAAUCCGCGACCUCAACGACGAAAUCAACAAACUGUUGCGCGAGAAGCGCCACUGGGAGGACCAGAUCAAGGAUUUGGGGGGCCCGGACUACCAGCGCACCGGGCCCCGGAUGCUGGAUCACGAGGGAAAAGAAGUGCCAGGAAAUCGGGGGUACAAGUACUUUGGGGCGGCUAAAGAACUGCCAGGAGUCCGGGAAUUGUUUGAGCAAGAGCCACCGCCUCCGCCGCGGAAAACAAGGGCGGAGAUGAUGAAAGAUAUCGAUGCGGACUACUACGGGUAUAUGGACGACGAUGACGGUAUACUCAUACCUUUGGAGAUGGCGGCUGAAAAAACAUCCAUUCAGAAAGUUAUUGCCGAAUGGAAGGAGAAGAAGGAACGCCAAAUGACACACGAUGAAGAGGAGGAAAUGCCCGAAGAGGAGCACAUUUACGCAGUCGAGGAUUCGGAUGACGAAGACGUGGAGAAGAAGAAAGCCGAAGGCGACCAGAAAUUCAUAGCUCAUGUGCCUGUGCCAAGUCAACAGGAAGUAGAGCAAGCGCUACUAAGGAGACGGAAACAAGAAUUGUUGGAAAAAUACGGGGUGCAGGAACAAAAUCAAUCAUUAUGAUUGGCUUAGCUCUAAUAAACACUUACCUUAUUUUCGUAA
Tribolium castaneum (red flour beetle) is the source of this 1009-nucleotide messenger RNA. RefSeq lists its product as uncharacterized. Gene Ontology annotation, biological process: generation of catalytic spliceosome for second transesterification step; mRNA 3'-splice site recognition. The record is from RefSeq and is a predicted model, not a curated record. Bases 155 to 970 code for a protein of 271 amino acids. NCBI's taxonomy places the organism in Eukaryota, Metazoa, Arthropoda, Insecta, Coleoptera, Tenebrionidae. The transcript has 6 exons. Gene Ontology annotation, cellular component: Prp19 complex; catalytic step 2 spliceosome; post-mRNA release spliceosomal complex.